GAGGCACUCGUAAAUAAGCGAUUGAUCAAUUCAUUUAGUGCGCCAUAAAAUAAUAAAGGAAGCUGUGAUCAAUCACCAGAUUUCCUCCAUGUAUAUAAAUUUUGAAAAUUUGUUCAUCGCUACACUCGUAUCUUACUGCGACCUCCAAGUAUUCCCAUCAUCAUCAUGAUGAACCAAAUUACCCUCCUCGUUUUCGCCACCCUCAUGGUAGCAACUUUGGCCAAGCCCAUAUAUGGCGGAUACGGACAUGGAUUUGGAGGCAUCGGGCAUGGACUUGGUCUCGGGCAUGGACUCGGAUUUGGCAUAGGUGGAUACGGAGGUCUAGGAGGAUUAGGAGGACUCGGAGGUCUCGGAGGAUACGGAGGUCUCGGAGGUCUCGGAGGUCUCGGGGGAUACGGUCUCGGGGGAUACGGUCUCGGAGGUCUUGGAGGACUCGGAGGUGGUUUAGGGGGAUACGGUCUCGGUAUCGGUGGAUACGGAGGCUAUGGAGGAUACGGUCACGGUGGACUCGGGGGCAUCGGAGGAUAUGGAGGCUACGGCAGGUACUAAUCUGGGAGAAAACUAAUUUCUUGCAAGUUCCGGCCAACGUUCUGCUGUCGUUGUAUUUUACAGAAUUAAAAUCUGCAUAGAUA
This is a messenger RNA of Haliotis rufescens (red abalone), 632 nucleotides long. RefSeq names its product acanthoscurrin-2-like. The coding region runs from base 166 to 549 and encodes 127 amino acids. Lineage: Eukaryota; Metazoa; Mollusca; Gastropoda; Lepetellida; Haliotidae. The record is from RefSeq and is a predicted model, not a curated record. The transcript has 3 exons.